Messenger RNA from Schistocerca gregaria, 2412 nucleotides. RefSeq lists its product as uncharacterized. The record is from RefSeq and is a predicted model, not a curated record. NCBI's taxonomy places the organism in Eukaryota, Metazoa, Arthropoda, Insecta, Orthoptera, Acrididae. Gene Ontology annotation, molecular function: RNA binding. Gene Ontology annotation, cellular component: intracellular anatomical structure. The transcript has a single exon. The coding region runs from base 512 to 2296 and encodes 594 amino acids.
CUCAGCCAAUUUUCGGCUAGGGCUGCAGGCUUUAAAAAACUGGCAACACAGACCCAUUCUUGCGGGGCAGUGGAACAGUGUGGGCAUCAUGAAGAGGAGCCUCGAUUUGACAGAAGACAAAACCGAGAAGAAAAAGGUCAGCAUGGGGGAGGUGAAUCCCUACACCCAAAAGCUCUAUAGCGAGAAGUAUUACUCAAUCCUUGAGAAGAGGAAGCAGCUUCCCGUGUGGGAGAAACGGCAAGAAUUCAUGGACAUCUUUCUCAAGAAUCAGAUCCUCGUCCUUCAGGGAGAAACGGGCUCAGGCAAAACGACACAGGCACGUACGCAGUUUUGGCAAUCGUUCAGAAACCAUGGAAUACUCCGAAGGAGCGAGGGAUGUUAACGUACUUUGUUUGUGUACGCCCAUUAUUUCUCUGCUUUCGGCACUCGGCAGAUUCCGCAGCUUGUCGUCGAGUCGGACGUCUGCAAGGGCCGCCUCGUCGCCUGCACGCAGCCCAGGCGAGUCGCGGCCAUGAGCAUAGCUAAGCGCGUCAGCGAGGAGAUGGAGGUCGCGCUGGGAGAAGAAGUGGGGUAUUCUAUUCGAUUCGAAGAUUGCUGUUCGGAGAAGACGAUUCUUAAGUACCUCACUGACGGCAUGCUGCUGAGGGAGGCCAUGACGGACCCGUUGCUUUCCAUGUAUGGCUGCAUCAUCAUCGACGAAGCGCACGAGCGCACGAUAUCCACGGACGUGCUCUUCGGGCUGCUGAAGCAGAUCGUCGUCAAGCGGCCGGAUUUGAAGUUGAUAAUCAUGUCCGCGACUCUGGACGUCCAGCAGUUCAAGGACUACUUCGACGACGUGCCGAUACUGAAGAUUCCCGGUCGCAUGUUCCCGGUCGAAAUUUUUUACUCUCCGAACCAGGUCGAAGAUUACCUGGUCAGCUCUAUUGCUGCCGUGAUGCAGAUACACGCAAACGAGAUGCCGGGAGACAUUCUUUUGUUCCUGAACGGAGAAGAGGAAAUCGAAGAGGCUUGUCGCCAAAUUACCGCAGAAGCAGAACUGUUCGGAAACAAAAUUCCGCCGCUCGUCUCUAUUCCGCUCUACUCUUCUUUGCCGCCCGCCCAGCAGCAGCGCAUCUUCGAGCCGCCGCCACCGCCCCUGUACCAGGGCGGCGCGCCGGGGAGGAAGGUGAUCGUGUCGACGAACAUCGCAGAAACCAGUUUGACCAUUAACGGCAUCAUCUACGUCAUUGAUCCGGGAUUCGCCAAGCAAAAGGUCUACAGCCCUCGCACCUGCGUCGAAAGCCUGCUGGUCACGCCCAUAUCUCGCGCCAGCGCCCAGCAGCGCGCCGGACGCGCCGGACGCACGCAGCCCGGCAAGGCAUUCCGACUGUACACCGAAAAAGCCUUCAAGGAACUCAUUCCUCAGACCCACCCAGAAAUCCUGAGGUCAAACCUGAGCUCCGUCGUCCUACAACUGAAGAAGCUGGGCGUGGACGACUUGGUGCACUUCGACUUCAUGGACCCCCCACCACCAGAGACUCUGAUGCGAGCGCUCGAAAUGCUAAACUACCUCGGCGCGCUCGACGACGAGGGCAACCUAACCGAGCUAGGCGUGUCCAUGGCGGAGUUCCCGCUAGACCCCCAACUCUCAAAAAUGCUCAUCGAAUCUCCGAAAUACCACUGCUCUAACGAGAUUCUCACCCUCGCCGCGCUCCUGUCCACGCCUAACAUCUACGUUCGCCCAAAGGAAGCGCAGGAAGCCGCCGACCUCGCGAAGUCCCAGUUCGCGGACUCCACCGGGGACCACCUCACCCUCCUAAACACCUUCAACGCCUACAAAUACAACGGGGAAGACCGCAACUGGUGCUACGAAAACUACCUGAACUAUCGCUCCCUGCAGGCCGCCAGCAACGUCAGGACUCAACUGCUCAAAAUCAUGAAGCGCAUCAACAUCCCCAUCGUCUCGACCCCGUGGGAAAGCGACGACUACUCUGUCAACAUCAGAAAGUGCCUCAUCUCUGGGCUGUUCAUGAGAGUCGCCCACUUGGAACGAAACGCCUGCUACUCAACCGUGAAGGACAACCAAACCGUCUACAUCCACCUAGGAUCCUCUCUGUGCUCAAGGCCCGAGUGGGUCAUCUACAACGAAUUUGUACUGACGAGCAAAGAGUGGAUAAGAACGGUCUCUGAAAUCGACCCAAGGUGGCUCCUCGAAAUCGCGCCGCAAUACUUCGAUUUGAAAAACUUCCCUCCCUGCUCCAUGAGAGUCGAGCUGGAGCGCAUUCAAAUGCAGUGCAAGGCAAAACAAAAAUCCUGAACGCAUUCCUCGAAACGGGCGUCGAUUUCGCGAAAAUUCUUGUACCAACUAAAAAAAAGAAAAAAAUAAAAUAAUAAUAAUAAUAAUAAAAUUAGAGCACCUCUCUCUAAGCGCAG